AUGGCUGCACCCAAACCGCCACCACCUGAUCAUCAUCAUCAACAACUUCCUCCUGCAUCAGAAACUCUCAAGUAUCAGACAUGGGUUUUGAAAGUCUUGAUCCACUGCGAUGGCUGCACAAAAAGAAUCAAGAAAAUUCUUCAAGGAAUUGAAGGUGUUUACACAACAGAAGUUGAUUCUAUGCAGCACAAGGUUACAGUUACAGGAAACGUUGAAGCUGAGACUCUCAUAAAAAAGCUUUCAAGAUCAGGAAAAUCAGUGGAACUUUGGCCAGAAAAACCACCUGAGAAGAAAGAUAAAAAACCUUCAACAAAAUCAAAGGAAGAUCAAAAGAAUGGUACUGAGCCAGUUGGUGAAAGUGGUCAUGAUCAUGAAGAUUGUAUAGAUGAUGUAGGUGAUGAUGGUGGUGAAGAAGAUUCAAAUCAUAAUGAUGGUGAUACUGGUGGGGGUGAUAAUAAAAGUGAAGGGGGUGCUAAAAAGAAGAAGAAGAAAAAGAAAAAUAGAAGUGGUUCUGUAACUUCUGUUCCUCUUAAUAAUGAUGGAGGAGAAAAAGUGAUUAUUAGUACAGAAAAAAUUGUUUCUCCCAACGAAAUUAUUGUCCCUCCAGUACUUCAGCAACAGCGUGGUUAUGGUUAUAAUAACCCAUAUCCACCACAUAUGUACUAUUCACACACUCCUCUUGCUCAUGCACCACCACCUUAUGGGUUAAGCUAUAACACAUCCUAUCCUGUUAAUACUACUUCUGGUUAUUAUGUUGGGGGUUCUAUAAUGCCUAUGCAUGCUAAUUACUCUAGAGCUCCACCACCUCCUCCUCCGCCGUCUGGUCCGAUUAAUAACUAUGGUUAUCAUCAUGAUCAUGAUGAAUAUGAAGGUGGAUAUUGCUCCAUUAUGUGA
Molecule: messenger RNA, 894 nt
Organism: Vicia faba (fava bean)
Lineage: Eukaryota; Viridiplantae; Streptophyta; Magnoliopsida; Fabales; Fabaceae
Source: the annotation of a GenBank genome assembly